AUGCUCAACUGCUCCAGCUGCGAAAGUCGUACUGGACGAAAUGUGACAUGUGAUCCAGAUCCACCAUUCAUUCAACGGUUGGACGUGCUGACUAACGACUUCGAUCUCAACGCCAGCCACGCCGCCUACGCUCGAAUUUCUCGAACUUUCAUCAAAGCAGCUGACGCAGAACACAUUUGCAUGUUGUUCGACGGAAAUAUGAGCACAGCUGUGAACGUAGAAAAAUCUCUUAAGUUCAGCUCGAGGUUGACCGCCCUUUGA
This is a messenger RNA of Necator americanus (New World hookworm), 261 nucleotides long. RefSeq lists its product as uncharacterized. Lineage: Eukaryota; Metazoa; Nematoda; Chromadorea; Rhabditida; Ancylostomatidae. The record is from RefSeq and is a predicted model, not a curated record. The coding region runs from base 1 to 261 and encodes 86 amino acids. The transcript has a single exon.